CCAGAGGGUUCCAGGAAUUUCACCUCUCGCGCAGAAAAAUUGUUUUUGCCGGCGGCCGAAUUUACUUUGUUUGUGGAGGUGGCCAAUGCAACGACGAUGGCAAAUGGUCUCUACAUCUUCAACUAAAUUUUGAGGAGAUUUCGACUAAUCCCUUUUACUCACUCACCACGCUUUUGGAGAAAUAUUCAGAGCGUAGGAAGUCAAGAUACCAGACCGACGCCUUGAAGGCUGCGGAAGGGAUUUGUUAUCGAUAUUCCAGACUCUGCAAGAGCCCGUUCCUUCAAGGUAUGCCAGUGGCCAUAUUCGAUACGUUCAUGCUUUUCCGACGCAGAGCACCUAUGGGGGGCCGCCGCAGCGAAUUUCCAAGUUAUUCCUGGCUAGGAUGGAAACAUGGAGUCCAAAUUCCUAACUUUAUUGACAAAACCAACCUGAAGGAAUGGAAAAUAUCAUGCACAUGGAUUGUGUGGUAUAAAAGGACUUCAGGAGCCCCAGAUUUGGUAUGGGAUACUACAAAAAGCACCGUACUCCUGCAAGAAAUAGGAAGCAAGACGGGGUACCGAGGGCGAACUAGCAGAGACCCAACGGGAGAAUUAAGUAUGUUAGGGGAUCACCUCAAAGAGUCAUUUCCACAAGGGUUCAAAGACGGUGUUGAGAAGCGAAAACGGUGCCAUUUCUCCGUUUCAGAAUUUGCCAGCAUCAACCCCGCCUCCCAAACCCCACCUUCACUGAAUAGUUUGCUAUCAUCAAAAAGACCCUACGAUCUACUACAAUUCUGGACUAUCUCGACGUACUAUAAGAUCCACCUCGCGUUCAACCAAUACAAGGACUGUGACGAGUAUUUCCCACUCUUUGAUAAAGAUCAGGAGUUCUGUGGUAUUGUGAGGCUGGACGAAGAGCCACCAGGGAAUGAAGCAGUUCAUGCGGAGUUUCUUAUCCUAUCGAAGGCAUGUCAUGAUAUUAGCAAAGACGUGAUUUGGAGCACCCCUGUCAUGGAAAGACUAUCCUUGCUAUCACAAGAAAUGAAGGAAAGUCCGCUUUGCAACGCAAACCGAGAAAGGUACUCUGCAGAGGAAGAGAUUUUUCAUGACGACCUCUAUUGCGUGUUAUGCAUCCAAUGGAAGGACGACGGAGUGGCAGAGAGAGUUGGAUCGGGGUUUAUAUACCGGACAGCUGUAGAGCAUGCGCAUUUUCCAGGACCAGUAUGGAAAGAAAUAAUUCUUGGAUAAUUUCAACAUUACUAAGUUUCUUAAAAGGAGUUUAACACAGCAUGUAUAUCUUAAAGCCAUCUAGCCAUGCAUAUAAAUAAGUCUAAUACAUAGUGAAGUACUUUAUAUAAAGAAAGUAUAUAAGGAU
Mytilinidion resinicola is the source of this 1353-nucleotide messenger RNA. RefSeq lists its product as uncharacterized. The transcript is spliced from 2 exons. The record is from RefSeq and is a predicted model, not a curated record. The coding region runs from base 288 to 1226 and encodes 312 amino acids. Lineage: Eukaryota; Fungi; Ascomycota; Dothideomycetes; Mytilinidiales; Mytilinidiaceae.